CUACAAGCAAGACCAUUCGACAGCCGCCGCAAAGGUUUCGGUUUAGUUUUUUCGUUUGUUCUGGAGGAAAGAGAUACAGCAGCCACUUUCCACUGCUGCAGUGUCAUAUCAUGGUGUAUUGGGGUUUGGCGAGAUAAGUUCUGCCCGCAGUGAUGGGUUGCUGCUGUAGCGCCCCGAAUGAGGCCAAGAAAAAAGAAGAGUCUCGUCCUGCCGAGCCAGUCAAUCAGCAACAGUCUUUCGGCAAGCCGGGCGGACCUGGUGGCCAAGGAGCUUUACCCCCUGCCCCUCGAGCAGCUGCAGCUACUCCCACACCACGACAGCAGGACAUUUUUAUUGCCCUGUAUGAUUACGAUGCAAGAACAACAGAGGAUCUGACUUUCAAGAAGGGUGACUCCCUUCAAGUCUUGAAUAACCAGGAUGGAGAUUGGUGGCAAGCAAGAUCGUUGGUCACAGGAACUACUGGUUACAUUCCCAGCAAUUAUGUCGCUCCACAAGAAAGCAUGGAAGCUGAAGAGUGGUUCUUUGGCAGAAUCAAGCGUGCUGAUGCUGAAAAGAAGCUGCUGGCACCUGGAAAUCCCCACGGUACUUUCCUCGUCCGUGAGUCAGAAAGCCAGCCCGGAAACUAUUCCCUCUCUAUCAGAGAAGCAGAUUCAGUGAAGCACUACCGCAUCAGAAGUAUGGACUCUGGAGAGUUCUACAUUGCCAGCCGUGCCGUGUUCCGUAACCUUAAGGAUCUUGUCCAGCAUUACAGCAAUACUGCUGAUGGCCUGUGCUCGACGCUCACUAAGAUCUGUCCUAAGAAUGACCAGCCCACUAUGCAUAGUCUGUCACAUAACACAAAGGAUCAGUGGGAAAUUUCACGGUCUUCACUGCAGCUGCGGCAGCGUCUUGGUGCGGGUCAGUUUGGAGAAGUAUGGGCUGGUAUUUGGAAUGGCACGACAGCCGUGGCUGUCAAGACGCUCAAACCGGGCAGCAUGACACCGGAGGCUUUCCUCGAAGAAGCUCAGAUCAUGAAAAAGCUGCGGCAUGAAAAGCUUGUACAGCUUUUUGCCGUCUGUUCACAGGAAGAGCCCCUGUACAUCGUAACUGAGUUGAUGCCAAAUGGAUCACUCUUGGACUACUUGCAGAAGGGCGAGGGCCGAUUCUUGAAGCUUCCCAUUCUCAUCGAUAUGGCCGCACAGGUUGCAUGCGGCAUGGCUUACCUGGAGACACAAAACUAUAUCCAUCGUGAUUUGGCUGCAAGAAACAUUCUAGUCGGACAUCAAAACCUUUGCAAGGUUGCUGACUUUGGUUUAGCACGUGUGAUCCAGGAUGAUGAAUAUUGUGCAAGAGAAGGUACUAAGUUCCCCAUCAAGUGGACAGCGCCUGAAGCUGCUCUUUACAACAGAUUCUCCAUCAAGUCUGAUGUUUGGUCAUUCGGAAUCUUCCUGACGGAGUUAGUAACGCAUGGUCGUGUGCCAUACCCCGGAAUGACCAAUGCUGAGGUUCUCAGACAGGUUGACCGAGGCUAUCGCAUGCCAACGCCGCCAGGCUGCCCAGAUCCCCUCUACCAGAUCAUGCUCGACUGCUGGAAGAAGGACGAGCAGGAAAGACCUACAUUCGAAUACCUCAAAUAUCGCUUGGAGGAUUACUUCGUUGCUUCUGAGGCUGCUUACAAGGAGAUGUGCUGAGUAACACACCAACAUAACUUUUGACGACCACACAAUGCAUCAUGCGGCCCUUAUGCGGUGCUUGAUGUUGCAUACCAGCUACAGUCAAUACAACGACAUAUCAAUAAAAUCAUAUAGCUCAUUUAUUACAGUGCUUUUAUUUUGAGACGCAUACUGUUCCAUUCCCAUUCCAUAGUUUCCCAGCGGGAGUUGUAAUAGUGGGGUCUCGUUCGGUCCACUUUCUUCCUCAUUCUUCCUCCUAUACUUUUUUCUCCUACUCCCGCUUUGCAUCAGCGGGGUGUCACUAAACAUAUCAUUAACUGGGAUCAGUGUGCGUGUGCUACAUAAUAUGCACUGUUUUUUUUUUCCUUUCUUUUUUUGCUUCUGUUUUCUGGUGUCUGUCCCCCACACAGCCUUACUAAGUUUCCCUAAUCUUUUAUCUAUUGGGCUGAUUUCCCUCCACUCUUCGCUGAACUAAAGCUAACUCAAUGCAGAUGCUUCUUCAGAAUACAGUACCUGUUGUCAUUAAUUUUAUGAUUCAGCUCUCCAUGACUAUGCCACUAUGUGCUGUCGUGUGUAUACACAUAGUGGCAAGAUGGCAUUGUGUGCUGCGCUUCAAAGUUUCUCAUGGUAUCAAUAUGGUAGCUGAUUUUUUUUGGUUUUGUAGCUAGAAAGUGUUCCCGCUCCUCCUUCAAUGUCAACAGCGUGCAUAUUUAAAAGUUAAAAACCCUUCAUAAUCAGCAUGUGCGCUUGCUUCCUUGGGUUCCAGAUGAUAUCGCUAAGCUUCAACAAUG
Molecule: messenger RNA, 2443 nt
Organism: Sycon ciliatum
Lineage: Eukaryota; Metazoa; Porifera; Calcarea; Leucosolenida; Sycettidae
Product: tyrosine-protein kinase SRK2-like
Exons: 5
Coding region: 153-1670 (505 amino acids)
Biological process (GO): cell differentiation; innate immune response; protein phosphorylation
Cellular component (GO): extrinsic component of cytoplasmic side of plasma membrane
Molecular function (GO): ATP binding; non-membrane spanning protein tyrosine kinase activity; signaling receptor binding
Source: RefSeq, a predicted model, not a curated record